AUGAUGCUCCUCUCAUUACUGACAGGCGCCAGAGACCAGAAGGGGACGCGCUCGUAUCAGCUCCCCCCGGGGAAGAAGAAGAGGAAGCAGGGGAGAGCAGCCGGCGAGCGAGAAUGCGCGGCGGCGGCGGCGGACGGGAGGACGACGAGGUGUCGCGGAAGCUCAAGAGCAUGGAGGUGGACAAGAUGGGGGACGGCGACGGCGAGGACAGCCCGCGGCCCGCCGUCAAGUACUACGGCUGGAAGGCCAUGCCCUUCAUCAUCGGCAACGAGACGUUCGAGAAGCUGGGGACGCUGGGCACGUCGGCGAACCUGCUGGUGUACCUGACGCAGGUGUUCCACAUGCGGAGCGUGGACGCCGCCACCCUCCUCAACGGGCUCAACGGCACCACCAGCCUGGCCCCCAUCAUCGGCGCCUUCCUCUCCGACGCCUACCUCGGCCGCUACCUCGCGCUCGCCAUCGCCUCCAUCGCCUCCCUCAUCGUAAGUGCCCUGCUCCUGCCCUCGCCCUCCUCAAUUGGUAGUACUCCGUCCUUCGCUUGCUUGCUUCCUCGCCGCCGGGAUCGGGGUGGGAAUUCAAUUGUGUUCCUUGGUUGUUGACGGAGUCGCCGCCGGGGCCAGAUUCAGUUCCCGCCCGGACGACGGUAGAUGACGGUGGGGUUGGUGGCCUGCGCCUGCGCCUGCGCGCGAUGAGUUGUUGGACUCGCUCUCGCGCCAGCCGAGCUCUUCUUGCUUUGUUUUUUUUCCCUUCCCUUUCGCUGGAGACGAUGGUGGGCGGGCACAUGGGGCGAGCGCCCACGUGCGCGCUCGCUCACUUGCUCGUGAUCGAUCACUUCCGAAUUUCUUUCCCCUCUUCAGGACCUCAUCCUCUUCCCAACGCGAAUGUACGUGGGAGAUCUAAGAACUCGGGCGCAGUGAUUAGCAGCACGCCGUGCGCACUAACAAUGAUAGUGCCAGCGCGAGGGGCUUAGCUGAAGUUUCAGGCCAUUUUUUUUUUGCCGGGAGUUUCAGGCCAUUCAUUGGUUGAAAGACUUCAGAUCGGAGGAUGAAUUUGGGUUAGUUCGUGUGGAAUUUGGAGUGUGAUUUUUAGGUGCAGCGUGGAGUUCGCUCGCCGUCUUCUUCAUGUUUGAAGUUGUGUCUUUGACGUUUGGGCAGAGCGUGUACGGAGCAGCUACCAAACCAUGCGUCUUAACGGGUCAAAUUGGUGGU
Messenger RNA from Setaria italica (foxtail millet), 1208 nucleotides. RefSeq names its product protein NRT1/ PTR FAMILY 2.11-like. The coding region runs from base 114 to 599 and encodes 161 amino acids. Lineage: Eukaryota; Viridiplantae; Streptophyta; Magnoliopsida; Poales; Poaceae. The transcript is spliced from 2 exons. Gene Ontology annotation, cellular component: plasma membrane. The record is from RefSeq and is a predicted model, not a curated record.